AUGCGAUUACGCCCUCUAAGGGUGAACGCCGGUAUAACUUUCUACAGAAAAUCUAUUCUAGACAGUAUAUCACAGGGGGGAGGACAAGGAAAAAGUGGCAGUAGCCUGCUGAACUUUGUGAGCGAUCAGAAAAUGAGUAUAACGAACCAGCGACCUGAACGUCGCGGGAUCCAUUUGGAUCAGUCAGAGCUGCUCUGCAAAAAAGGAUGUGGUUUUUACGGAAACACCGGCUGGCAGGGCCUCUGCUCGAAGUGCUGGAGAGAGGAGAACCAACGAGAACGACAAAAACAAAUUCAAGAAGACUGGGCUCUUGCUGAAAGACUGCAGCGAGAAGAAGAAGCUGCUUAUGCGAGUAGACAUCAGAAGCCGCCACAAUCCCAACCAGCAAUAACACCCUUCAGCAAGUUUGAAGAAAGAAAGACAAAAGAAAAAUCCAGCAAAGUCAACACUGUUACUAAGUUUUUCACUCCGUCAACAAAAACACCACCAAAAAAAGAUAAUGCUUUUGACUCUCAGUCCACUCCAAGUCCGAGCUCUUCAUCGAGCCGUCAUUCUUCUGCUGACACGGACCAUGCAACACGAGAGUUCAUAGACUUUCUUAAACCACUGAAGUCGGGUCGGGAGAUCUUUAAGCAAUGCCGGGCCUUUACUGAAGGCAUUGUGUACAAACGAGAGAUGGGUGCUGAUGAACUGUCAGAGUGUGUUCAGGACUUUUACCAAAACUUGUCUGAUCGCUUGCACACACAAUUUAAAGGUUCCACUGAACAGGUUGAGACUGUUAUGGAUGCAGUUGAAAAAUAUAUGAUGACUCGUCUGUACAAAGAAGUAUUUUGUCCUGAGACCACGGACGAUGAAAAAAAGGAUUUGGCAAUUCAGAAAAGAAUUAGGGCCUUGCAUUGGGUCACUAUUGAGAUGUUGUGUGUUCCUGUCGAUGAGGAGAUUCCUGAGGCUUCAGACAGUGUGGUCAAAGCGAUCACAGAUGUCAUUGAGAUGGAUUCCAAGCGUGUUCCCAAAGAGAAACUCGGUUGUAUAACUCGCUGCAGCAAGCACAUCUUUAACGCGAUUAAAAUCAGUAAAAACGAAGCGGCAUCAGCAGACGACUUUCUUCCCACGCUCAUCUAUAUAGUUCUCAAGGCAAACCCACCACGACUGCAGUCCAAUAUCCAAUACAUCACUCGCUUCUGCAACCCCAGCAGGCUCAUGACUGGAGAGGAUGGAUAUUACUUCACCAACCUGUGCUGUGCUGUGGCGUUCAUUGAAAAGCUGGAUGGGCAGUCCCUGAACCUUAGCGCAGAGGAGUUUGAGCUCUACAUGUCUGGACAGGCCUCCCCCCACUGGACCCAGGGAGAAGGUGCCUCCAGCAGCUCUCCUGGCAGCUCUGCCCUCAGCCAGGUCCACAAGCGCCUGGAUCUCUUGACUGGUCUCGGGGAAAGGCAGGACAGCGUGAUCGAGAAGGCGCGGCAGCUGGAGAGCGACCUCAUCGACUGGACAGACGAGGUGGAGCAGAAGGUGCAGAGUGUUUUAGAAAGCUUUCCCCCGGACCUCCCAAAACCAGCCCCCGCCGCCACUUCUGCUUCUGCCAUAGACUCUGAAAACGUGGAGAAUGAAGGACUGCCCCCACCUCUGCAGCCACAAGUGUUUGCUGCAAACAGUCUCUCGUCACAGUUCCAUCAUAAUGGGUCGGAUGCGUUCACUUUUCUGGUUGUCUAUAGUGCUUCUCAUGCAUUUGAAAAAGCCAGUAACAUGUGCAACACCACUUCAGCCUUCAGUGGAAAUAGUCACCGGACAUGUGAAAGUAUUCACUGCCCCAGUCUACCAGUAGAAAUCAGUGUAGAUGGUGGAUGGGCAAUUUUAGAUACCCCAUCCCAGGCUGUGGUUGGGUUCCCAUUGUACAUGGUAUGCCUAACAGUCCAAGUUGUAGAGCCUCUGACGCAGCCCAGUUUGACCGUUGUUGACAAUGAGGAAAUGCGUUCUUUGUCUAAGCUUAAGCUUGAAUGUGUGCUUGAGUACAAUGUUCCAGACCCUGCACCUCUGCUCAUUUACUAUUUCUACAUCAACGACAACCAGUAUGGGACCCCAACUUCAGACAACUACAGUCUGGUUGAGAGAUUAAACGGCAUUUUUAAAUGCCAGGCCAAGGUGCCUCAGCUGGGCCUGUCCCAGUGGAGUGAGCCUGUAUCCUUUUAA
Molecule: messenger RNA, 2187 nt
Organism: Knipowitschia caucasica
Lineage: Eukaryota; Metazoa; Chordata; Actinopteri; Gobiiformes; Gobiidae
Source: the annotation of a GenBank genome assembly